This is a messenger RNA of Melopsittacus undulatus (budgerigar), 6364 nucleotides long. RefSeq names its product RLF zinc finger (gene RLF). The coding region runs from base 1 to 5799 and encodes 1932 amino acids. Gene Ontology annotation, biological process: regulation of transcription by RNA polymerase II. Lineage: Eukaryota; Metazoa; Chordata; Aves; Psittaciformes; Psittaculidae. The transcript has 8 exons. The record is from RefSeq and is a predicted model, not a curated record. Gene Ontology annotation, molecular function: DNA binding; DNA-binding transcription factor activity, RNA polymerase II-specific. Gene Ontology annotation, cellular component: nucleus.
AUGAAGUCAGCGGCGGCGAGUCACGUGAUCGCUGCCUACGCGCAGCGGGGCCGGGCGCAGAUGGCGGACGCCGAGGCCGAGGCGGCUCCGCGGCCGGAGGUGCCGCGGGUGGUGACGGCUCUGCGGGCCCGGCUGUGGCAGCUGCAGGCCGAGCUCCGUGAGCAGGAGGUGUCGGAGCCCUCGUCCCGCAGCUACUGCCGCGGCUUCUGCCAGACACUGCUGCAGUAUGCCAGCAGCCGGGGUGCAUCCGAACACAUUUCACCUUUUCUGGAAGUGUAUCGCAUCUCCAUCCAAAGCUUUGCUAAUGCACGACCUUACCUGACUACCGAAUGUGAAGAUGUUCUUCUGGUACUUGGCAGGCUGGUGCUGAGUUGUUUUGAGCUACUGCUUUCAGUUCCUGAAAGUGAAUUGCCACAUGAGGUGUGGUUGGGAUUCCAUCGGUCCAUACAGGAUUCCCAUGAGGCUUUGCUGGAAUUUGGGAACAACAACCUCCAAAUCCUGGUGGAUAUCACAAGGGAAGGAAUAUGGAAACAUCCAGUUCUUAUCAAAAUUCUAUCCCAGCAACCAGUAGAAGCUGAGGAAGCCAAUAAACUGAUCACACGAGAAGGGCCUUCCUUUCUGCAGAUGCGAAUAAAGCAUCUGAUGAAGUCAAACUGCAUCCCACAAGCUAAAUACUUGUCAAAACUGUGUGCAGAGUCCUCAGAAAUUGCAAAUGUCUCCCCUUUUCGCCAAGCCUACAUCACAUGUGUGUGUUCUAUGCUGCCUAAUGAAGAUUCCAUUAAAGAGAUUGCAAAAGUGGACUGCAAAGAAGUCCUGGACAUCAUCUGCAAUCUGGAAUCUGAAGGACAAGAAAACACUGCUUUUGUUCUGUGUACAACAUACCUUACUCAUCAGCUUCAAACAGCAAAUGUGUAUUGCUCUUGGGAACUGACACUUUUCUGGAGCAAACUGCAGAGAAGAAUAGAUCCCUCUCUAGAUUCCUUUCUGGAAAGAUGUCGUCAGUUUGGCAUCAUUGCCAAGACUCUACAGCAUUUAUUCUUCUUGAUAAGAGUCAUCCAAUCUGAAGCAGAAGAAGCAGGACUCGCAGUGUCUGUCCUGUUAUGUGUGAGAGCCCUUCAGAUCCGCUCAAAUGGAAGCGAUGAGAUGAAGACAUCAGUCUGUAAAACAAUUGCAUGCCUUUUACCAGAAGACCUUGAAGUCAGAAGAGCUUGUCAGCUCACGGAAUUUCUACUUGAGCCAACUUUGAGUGGAUUUAAUGUGUUGGAAGAGCUCUAUAUGCAACCAGAUCAGAAAUUUGAUGAAGAAAAUGCACUGGUUCCAAACUCCCUCCGUUGUGAACUGCUCUUAGCUUUAAAAGCGUAUUGGCCAUUUGAUCCUGAGUUUUGGGACUGGAAGACUUUGAAGCGACAUUGCCUUAAACUGUUAGGGAAAGCAGCUUCUGAUUCCGAGGACGAUGCAAGUUGUAAUAUGUCAGUCAAUGAAACUGAUAUGCUAGAAACUUUCUUUAGUGACUACGAAGAGUCAAAGGAACAUAAAUACUAUGAUGGAAAAGACACAAUGUACCACCCUAAAGAAAAAGUAAGAGUAAAAAAGCCAAUUGGUUCUUCAGAAAGAUACCAGAGAUGGCUUCAAUAUAAAUUCUUUUGCGUGCUUUGCAAAAGGGAGUGUAUAGAGGCCAGAAUCCUGCAUCAUUCAAAGAUGCAUAUGGAAGAUGGUGUUUAUACAUGUCCGGUGUGCACAAAGAAGUUCAAGAGGAAGGAGCUUUUUGUCCCUCAUGUAAUGGAACACGUUAAAAUGCCACCCAGCAGAACACACAGACCUAAAAAGAAAAUAAUCCUGAAGAAAGAGAGAUCCCCCCAGAAGAUAACAGCUUCCAGCAGCCCCCCCCCAGCCUGCCAGGACAAGUCACAUCAGCUGCCCGAGAGCUUUGACAACGACACACAGGAGUACGUCACAUUCAGCCAGCUGGAGAAUUGCCAGCUACAGGACAGAGACAUCUACCCCUGUCCCGGAACGGAUUGUUCCAGGGUAUUUAAACAGUUCAAAUACCUGAGUGUACAUCUGAAAGCUGAACAUCAGAACAAUGAUGAGAAUGCAAAGCACUACUUGGACAUGAAAAACAGGAGAGAAAAGUGUGCUUACUGUCGCCGACACUUCAUGACAUCCUUUCAUUUGCGGGAGCAUGAACGGGUGCACUGUGGACCUCAACCCUACAUGUGUGUGUCAAUGGAUUGUUAUGCCAGAUUUGGGUCGGUUAAUGAGCUUCUCAAUCACAAACAAACACACGAUGACCUUCGUUAUAAAUGUGAGCUAAAUGGCUGUAAUAUUGUUUUCAGUGACUUAGGGCAACUUUACCAUCACGAGGCACAGCACUUCAGAGAUGCAUCGUACACCUGCAACUUCUUUGGUUGCAAAAAGUUCUAUUAUUCCAAAUCUGAAUUCCAGAAUCACCUCGCUGUGCAUAACAUUGAAGUGUCAAAUGGGGAAGUGAAGCAAGUCAAACUUGAAGAGUCAGUUUCAAAAGACAAAUGCAGUUACCUUCCAGAGUCUCAGCUGCUUGAACAGUCUGAAAAUCCCAGUCUGAAUGAUAACUUGGAUCCUUCAGGCUCUCAAGAAAUCACACAGAUUAAGGAAGAGGCUCUCUCUGACAGUGAAGAUCUAGACAGUGAAAGUAAUUGCAGCCUUCAUAGUGGUGAGCACAGGUCAGGUGCUGCAGUAAACCAAGGCCAGAUGUCUCCUCUGCUGAUCGAAACAGCAGCUCACCAUCAGUCAGUUCCCGGUUUUCUCAUGUCCGAGGAAGGAGUCUUCCAUCCAGCAGAUGUGAAACAACAGUGUUCCAAUGUGGCAGUUUGCUUUGAUGGAAAACGAAUCUCCUGUGGUUUUGAAGGCUGCUGUUCCAAGCACAAAAGUACCAGAAGUAUGCAAAAACACCUUCGCAGGGUCCAUCCAUAUAACUUUAAAGGGAAAAGAAAUAUGGAGAUGAAAACUAAAGACUUUCUCAACCUGUUGAGUGAGGCUCAGGGCAGUAAAUCCCCUACAGACAUUAACACACAGUUAGGUCAUAGCUCAGAUACAAAUGCUGACUCUCCAGAAAGUGUGUAUGGUAGUGUAGAUGCUAAAGGAAGCAAUGGCCUGAAGGAAGAAACUUAUCCUUCUUCCCCAGAAACAUCUUUUUACAACAGUUCUAAAGACUCCAGUAUUGAAGAUAACAUGAUGGAGUUAAUGUUAGGCUUAAAGCAUCUGAGCUUAAAAAAUUCCAAUAUUCAGAAUUCUUCAAGGCACAAGUCGUUUUUGGGUUCUUUACAGCCCUAUUCAUCUAGGGAUGGCAAGUCCCCUGAGUCAGAAGAUGAAACUACCUCAAAAUUCCAGCUUCAGGAGCAACAAGAUAAUUUACCCAGCCAGUACCUUACUCAGCUGGCAGCUAAACCCUUCUUCUGUGAAUGUCAAGGGUGUACGUGCGAGUUUGUGACCAGAGAAGCUCUCCUAAUGCAUUAUGUUAGAAAGCAUAACUAUUCAAAGGAGAUGGUUCUUCGGUUAAACAUGUUCCAGCAUCGGUACUCGCCAUUCAAGUGUCAUAUUUGCCAAAGAUCAUUUACAAGGAAAACCCACCUUAGAAUUCACUAUAAAAACAAACAUCAAAUUGGCUCCGAGAGGGCAGCUCACAAGGGGUGUUCCAAUGAGAAGUUUGACCAUGUAGGUUUAUGUAGAGAUGACAUCCAUAAAGCCAGCAGUGUCCCAGCCCCUGUCCGUGCACCCAGUGUGCAAUUCAAUGAACGUUCCAACCCCUCUGAGCAGCCGUGUCGUGCGAAAAGGGAAGACUGUAGUUCUGAGACAGAUCUGGAGUCCAAUGAAGAGACAGACAAUAAUGUGGCAAGAAAACCCUCUAACAUAGCUUCUCUGGACAGCCACAGGGAAGAACUGGAAGCAAGACAGGGAAGAGGAAGCAAAAGAACGGUUGCUAAAGGAAACUUAUGUUAUAUAUUGCAUAAGUACCACAAACCAUUUCAUUGCAUACACAAAAGUUGCAACUCGGCCUUUACUAACCAGAAAGGUUUGAUUCGCCAUUACAGAACUGUUCACCAGUACAACAAGGAGCAGCUCUGCUUAGAAAGAGACAAAGCAAGAAAAAAGAGAGAACUUGUCAAAUGUAAAAAGAUAUUUGCAUGCAAACACAAAGACUGUGGCAAACGUUUUCUGUGUUCUAAAGCUCUCGCUAAGCAUUGUAGUGAUUUCCACAACGAACACUUUGAGGAUCAAAAACUGCUUUCUGAAGCUGAAUCAGCAAGGUUUGCUUGUAACCAGCCCCACUGCCCUGCUGCAUUUUGUACCUUUAAUAAGCUCAAACGGCACCUCAUAGAUGAGCAUGCCAGUGAAGAAAAAUUAAACAAGGACUUUGAAAUCCAUUGUGACCUUAAUGGCUGCGAUCGGAUUUUCACCAAUUACAGCCACUACUCUCAGCACGUGUAUUUCCGGCACAGCGAAUACUACGACAGCCUCUUCAGGAAUCAGAAAGAGGAGGAAGAAGAGCAAGACAAAGCUAAAAAUGAGCAGAGUUAUUUGAAAGACGGUUUUGAUGUAAGCAAGCAGAACGGGAAGCCGUUAAAAGCUAAAAGACCCAGCAAAAGUAGAGAAAGGCAUUUGAUGAACUUCAAAACAAAGGAGGAAGCCCUGCAGAUGUGCAAAGAGAAGUCCAACCAGACCCAGUACCCUUGUAUGGUUCAGGGAUGUUUGUCCGUUGUCAAACUGGAAAGCAGCAUAGUGAGACACUACAAGCGCACGCAUCAGAUGACCAAUAUGUAUAUAGAGCAACGGCUUCAGAGGCUUGUUGUGUGUGUUAAGUGUGGUGUCAUGACUGAGAAGCAGUCCUGCUCCGACACGGCUCCAAGCUCGGAUAAGAAAGGUGUCGAUGCUCCUCCAGAGGAUAAAUCAGCUCAUCCUGAACCUGCGCAGGAAAGUGACAAACCUCUCGUUCCAAAUACUGACUGUGAACCUCAAGACGUAAGCAAUGAAGACCAAAAAAGACUUCCAUCGACUAAUGUGAGUUUUGAUGAUAGUGCCUUUAUGUAUUCGGGCACUUUAAAAUGUAACCACAGUUCAGAGAACACCUCUUUUGAAGAGCAAAACAUCAGGGAGACAGUUACAUGUAAAACUGAUGAGCUGUCUGAAACGAGUGAAAAAGAGACUAGCUCUUACUUGCCUGGUUUACAAUUAGAGUUGCCAAGAAAGAAUGAUCCAGAAGGAGGUCAACAUAGUGCAGUAAGUCAGACUACAAAAAGAAAUGUACUUUGUGCUACAAAAGACAAAUUUCAUAAGCCUCCAGUGUCCAAACCAUUUGAUUUAAAGACAUUUAAACCAAUGGGAUUUGAAUCUUCAUUCCUGAAAUUCAUUCAGGAAAGUGAGGGGAAAGAUGAUGAUGAUGAUGACGAUGUGGUGGAGGAGGCAGAAUGGGACUCUACUGAGCAGAUGCCAGUAGAGGAGACCUUGAAACAAGAGGGAGACAAUCAAGGGGAGACACCAGUAAACAGCUUUGUAGAUGACAAAAAUGUAAUCAUAGCCCCAAAUUCCCCUGAGCAGCUAACAGAAAUCCAGCCCCUCUUGUCAGAGUCAUCAUCUGCCCCUUCCUUAGAAAACCUGAGGGCUAUCUUGGACAAGGCACUAACGGACUGUGGGGACCUUGCCUUAAAGCAGCUGCAUUACUUAAGACCAGUGGUUGUUCUUGAAAGAUCCAAGUUUUCCACACCCCUCAUAGACUUAUUUCCAACAAAGAAGGCCGAUGAGCUUUGUGUAGGAAGUACAUAAGUAGUUUUGCUUAGAGCAGAUUGCCUCCACUACUGCUAUAUGGGGAGAACUUCAAAUUAGAACAGUAAUUGUUACAGUACACACUGUUUAGGUUAGUUUAGACUGUUUAAUUCCAUGAAUGUAUAAUAUCUGUCAAAAGUAUUGGCCAAGUUAAUUUAGCUCCCCAUUUUUUUCAAUGAACUAUGCUGAUUUUGGUGCUAUUUAACACAACAGAAUACUGGGGGCUUCCUCUUGAAGAGUAAAUGUGCAUGAUUGUAUAUGGAACACGUACUAGGGUACCAGGGUUUGGGGGGCGAUGGAGUUAUUACUUGACUUGAAUGUGCACCCUUGGGUGCUUUGUGUAACAUAUUGUACACUACAGCAUCUUAUAUUUUUUGAGUUAUGAGUUUCAAUAAAUUACAGUUUUUCACCCAUUUGUUUACUGUACAGUAAAUCUUUAAUGUAGUUUACUUGUAAUUGAAUUUGGGACCAUUCUGAGUGCAUUGGACAAUGUUGCUUAAGUUUUAUGCAUUUGUAGAUAAUUUAUCAGACUGAAACAGUAUAGAUAAAGUAAAGUAUUAUUUUA